AUGGACCAAUUAAACGUUAAGGAACAACAAGAGUUUCAACAAAUUGUUGAACAAAAACAAAUGAAGGAUUUCAUGAGAUUAUACUCAAACUUGGUCUCCAAAUGUUUCGAUGAUUGUGUUAACGAUUUCACUUCAGCAAACUUGACCACCAAGGAAUCCUCAUGUAUCACCAAGUGUUCCGAAAAAUUCUUGAAGCACUCUGAAAGAGUCGGACAAAGAUUCCAAGAACAAAAGUACGUAUUAGUAGAGAAGAAUAGAAGAUGUGUUUAUUGGCAAAGGGAUGUCUUUUUAGUAUUUGCCAUUCGAUGGAUAGUAUAG
Messenger RNA from Dujonia railenensis, 318 nucleotides. The record is from the annotation of a GenBank genome assembly. Lineage: Eukaryota; Fungi; Ascomycota; Pichiomycetes; Serinales; Debaryomycetaceae.